UUGAAGUUCCAGUCACAAUCAACAUUCUAUCGAAUUCAAAGACUCUACAUUUGUCCCUCAGUUUUGAACUUUGGUCGGAGACCAGGGAGACAAAUCUUGCUGACAUUGCAAACUGCCCUGUUGUCCUAGCUGGUGAUGGGAGGAACGACUCACCAGGUUUCUCAGCAAAGUACUGUGUCUACUCGUUAAUGGAUUGUGAGAGCCACAAAGUUAUUGAUGUACAAAUUGUUGACAAACGAGAUGUAGACUUAAAGAGCAUGAGGAUGGAAAAACUUGGUCUUCAGCGAGGAAUGACAUCUGUCCGACUCAGGAUCAACGUAGUAGAACUUGUCACAGAUGCAUCCACAAGUGUAAAAGCAAUGAUGGCACGAGAUGCUGAAUAUAAAGAGAUCUUUCAUUCCCUAGAUGUCUGGCAUAAAGCCAAGAAGCUAGCAAAAGCGUUGUCUGAGGCAUCAAAGAAAAAGGAGCUUGCAGAAUUAAGACCAUGGAAAAGGUCCAUAGUCAACCAUUUCUGGUGGUCGUGUGAACAGGCACAGGGAGACGUCCAGAAAUUGAAGGCCAUCUGGAUAGGAGUGCUGUAUCACGUCUCUGGUGAGCAUACCUGGGCCACUAGUAGAUGCCACCACAGUGAUUUGACAGAAGCUGAUAUCAAUGACACUGCAAAGACACCUCUCGGAGUAGAUUCUCAAGCAAUGAAAUUUCUCAGGAAGAUUGUUCUUGAUGCAAAGUGGAUGAGAUCAAUGGCAUAUUAUGCACGAUCUAGGCAUACAGGUGCAUUAGAGAACUACCACAGUGUAAUCUUGAAGUAUGCCCCUAAACGAACAGCAUUUGGGUUUGAUGCAUUCAAAGCUCGCUGUUUACUUUUUGCUGCACUGGAUCACUAUGUUCAUGUGGACAGACAACAUGCACAACCAAAAACGUCUAGUGAGAGAAGAUUUCACAGAAAAUACAAUAAAAACUCACAACAGUGGACCGUUACAAAGGUCAAGCAGCACAAGACUUACCCACACAUUUCACAGCUUAUGCACAGAGUAUUACUGCGAAAAGUCAAAGAUACUGGAUCAGUACUACAGAAGCCAUUGAAAUCUUCUUUUGCGCAGUCAACUAUUGCUCCUGUUGCUCCUGUUGCUCCUCCUGGUACCAGUUCUCUUGUAGAACAGCAGCGCAGCAGAACAGGUAACAGCAACUCAACAGUCAAUGCUCACACAACCAGAGAAAUCGAUGAAAUCGAUGACGUGGAUGCGAGAUAAAAGGAACAGUCAAUGUAUACCAAGAACCUACUUAGCUAAAGUUAGGGUACCU
This is a messenger RNA of Corticium candelabrum, 1302 nucleotides long. RefSeq lists its product as uncharacterized. The coding region runs from base 189 to 1250 and encodes 353 amino acids. NCBI's taxonomy places the organism in Eukaryota, Metazoa, Porifera, Homoscleromorpha, Homosclerophorida, Plakinidae. The record is from RefSeq and is a predicted model, not a curated record. The transcript has 7 exons.